GAAGCUCCUUCACGAAGCGAUGGUUACAGCCGGGUUGCGCGGGAACAGACCCACUACCCCCGGGAAGGGGGGUGGAGCUAAUCGCUGAUUGGCUGAGGCAACAUUCGGUGUUCCUUCCUCUGACCCUGCGUUCCAUUUUCCCGCCAGCACUGGAGAGCGGGUUGUGUUGCUGCUCCGCGCCACCUGCAUCAUGUCCAAGCAGCGGACCCUGUUCAGCUUCUUCACCAAGUCGCCGCCGCUCGGCACCUGUAGUAGGUCGGGCCCCGAGCCGGAGGCCGUCGCAGCGCCCUCAAAGAAGGCCAGUGCCUCUUGCAAGGAAGCGGUCAAGGAGAAUGGCAGCGAAGCGGGCAAGUUCCGCCGGAGCCCGCCCAAGAGGCCCCGGACUGCCGCCUCCACCAGCCCGUUCUUCACUCGGGAAGCGAAGGCAGCCCGCAAGCAGGGGGCAAGCCCCCGGACGGCCGCCCCGGGUCAAGCGUGUGAUUUUACUCCUGGCGAUCUAGUAUGGGCGAAGAUGGAAGGGUAUCCGUGGUGGCCAAGUCUGGUUUAUAAUCAUCCCACUACCAAGGAGUACCUCAGGGGAAAAGGGAAGUCUCUUCGUAUUCAUGUCCAGUUCUUCGAUGAAACUCCAACAAGAGGCUGGGUUAGUGUGAAAUAUGUAAGGAUGUACACAGGUUCUGACUCUAAAGAAGUCCAGAGAGGUGGUGUCUACUUCAGUGGAAAGCCUGAAAUCCGCAGGGCAAUAGUUGAAGCAGAUAAGGCCCAUCAGAAAUCAAGAGAGAAGCGUUUAGAAUUGGCAGUGUGCACUGAACCUUCUGAGCCUGAAGAUGAAGAUGAUGAUGAUGAAGAAGAAGAAGAAAUGGAGGUGAGUGGUCAGUCCACGGCAAGUGAGGAAGACAAAGAGAACAAUAGUGAAGAUGAGAAUAAAGCAAAUAAGCGGUCGUCACGGGCAGUGCGCUCAGCUUGUGUUAAGGCCAAAAGGAGGCGGAUCGUGGUGGAGUCGGACAGUGAUGUUGAAAGCUCGGAGGAAGAGUUUAAACCUGACCAGCAGGAGGGGAGCAGUGAUGACUGCAGCAGCGGUGUCGAUGAGAAGGACAUCAGUGAGCCCGAAACGGAAACCGACCCCGAGAGUCCGGUGAAGACUCCCUUCAAGCGCAAGCGUGGUGUGACUGCAGCCCCGGCCACAGAGAAAACUGCGCCUCGCUCCCCCCCGGAAGCCCCGAGGAGACCAGCCGUGGUGUCCUCGGGCACCAAGUCCAGACUGUCGGCCUUCUCUGCUCCAGAGACCUUCGAGUGCCAGUCCAACAGCAGUGGCUCGGGCAGCGCCUCCCCUGUGGCGGUGUGGGACCACGAGAAGCUCGAGUGGUUGAAACCUGGCAAGAGGAAGGACGUGAAGAGACGAAGGGAAGACCACCCUGACUACGACUGUUCCUCGCUCUGUGUGCCAGACGACUUUCUGAACAAGUGUACGCCUGGCAUGCGGAAGUGGUGGGAGCUCAAAUCGCAGAUGUUUGACACUGUGAUCUUCUACAAGGUUGGCAAGUUUUAUGAGCUCUACCACAUGGACGCGGUCACGGCUGUCAACGAGCUGGGACUGAUGUACAUGAAGGGCACCUGGGCUCACUCUGGUUUCCCCGAGAUUGCGUUCGGCCGCUUCUCCGAUGUGCUGGUUCAGAAGGGGUACAAAGUGGCGCGGGUGGAACAGACCGAGACCCCCGAGAUGAUGGAGGCCCGCUGCAAGUCGCUGGCGCAUCCCACCAAGUUCGACCGCGUGGUCCGGAGGGAAGUGUGCCGGGUGAUUACGAAAGGGACGCAGACCUACAGUGUCCUGGACGGCAACCCCUCGGAAAGCUGCAGCAAGUACCUCCUGUGCCUGAAGGAGGCGGUGUGCGCUGACUCGCCGGGGCAGUACCGCUCCUAUGGUGUCUGCUUUGUCGACACGUCUGUGGGCAAGUUCCACGUGGGCCAGUUUCUGGACGAUCGUCACUGCUCCAGGUUCCGGAUGCUGGUGGCCCACUACGCACCAGUGCAGGUGCUGACCGAGAAGGGCAACCCGUCGCUGGAGACCCGGAAGGUGCUGAAAGGCUGCCUCCUCGCUGCCAUGCAGGAGGCUCUGCAGGCGGGCUCCCAGUUCUGGGAUGCUUCCAAAACUUUGAAGGUGCUGGCCGAGGAGGGCUACUUCGGAGAGGAGCAGGGCACUGCCCCCUUGCCACCUGCCAUCCAGAAGAUGGUGUCGGAGUCCGACUCGUUGGGGCUCACCCCGGGGGAAGGCCAGGAGCUUGCCCUGUCGGCCCUCGGCGCCUGCGUGUUCUACCUGAAGAAGUGUCUGGUCGACCAGGAGCUCCUGUCGAUGGCCAACUUUGAAGAGUACGUGCCCGUGGACGCGGAGGCUGAAGGGUCGCCAGGUUCCACUGGCCACCCUGUCCGAAGCGGCCAGCACCUGGUCCUGGACGGCGUCACGCUGACCAACCUGGAGAUCCUACGGAACGGCACCACCGGCACGGCAGAGGGGACCCUGCUGGAGCAGCUGGACAACUGCUGCACCUACUUCGGCAAGCGCCUGCUGAAGCGGUGGCUGUGCGCGCCUCUCUGCAACCCCCCCACCAUCGAGGACCGCCUGAACGCCAUCGAGGAUCUGAUGGCCAUGCCGGACAAAGUCACCGAGGUGGUCGAGCUGUUGAAGAAAGUGCCAGACUUGGAGCGGCUCCUUAGCCGGAUUCACAGCAUCGGAUCGCCCCUGAAAAGUAAAGACCACCCCGACAGUCGGGCGGUGCUCUAUGAAGAGACCACCUACAGCAAGAAGAAGAUCGCUGACUUCCUCUCUGCCCUGGAGGGUUUCAAAGUCUUCCAGGAGCUGCUGCAGGUUGUUGAAUCAUCUGUCGAUGGCUUCAGAUCCAAGCUGCUUAAACAGAUCCUGAGUGUGAAGGGUAGGGGCACUGAGGGCCUCUUCCCAGAUUUGUCGGCCGAGCUGAAGAGGUGGGACACGGCCUUCGAUCAUCAGAAGGCAAAGAACACUGGCGUAAUUACUCCCAAGUCUGGCUUCGAUCCGGAUUACGAUCAAGCCCUGGCUGAUAUCAAGGAGACUGACGCCAGCCUCCAAGAGUACCUGGAAAAGCAGCGCAAAAGGCUGGGCUGCCGCGGUGUGGUUUACUGGGGCACGGCCAGAAACCGCUACCAGCUGGAGGUUCCGGAGAGCGUGGCCGACCGCCGUGUGCCAGAGGAGUACGAGCUGAAAUCCACCAGAAAGGGCUUCAAGCGCUACUGGACAAAAGAGAUCGAGAAGCUACUGGAUACAAUGAGCAGUGCUGAAGACAGGCGAGAUGCUGCCCUCCAGGACUGCAUGAGGAGGCUCUUCUACAACUUUGACAAAAACUACAAAGACUGGCAGGCAGCUGUGGACUGCGUCGCUGUCCUAGAUGUAUUGCUGAGUCUAACACACUACAGUCAGAGUGGUGAGGGGCCCAUGUGCAGACCCAUGGUAACAUUCGCCGCCAACAACACCCAACCAUUCCUGGAGCUUAGAGGCUCACGACAUCCAUGUGUGUUAAAAACCUUCCUGGGAGAUUUCAUCCCUAAUGAUGUGGUGGUUGGCUGUGAGGGCACUGAAGGUUCUGGAAACAGUCACAGUAACCAACAUGCUUCCUGCUUGCUUGUAACAGGACCAAACAUGGGUGGUAAAUCCACACUCAUGAGACAGGUUGGCUUAUUGGUCAUCAUGGCUCAAUUGGGGUGCUAUGUACCUGCUGAAAGCUGCAAAUUUAACCCAGUUGACAGAGUCUUCACUCGCCUCGGAGCUUCUGAUAGAAUCAUGUCGGGUGAAAGCACCUUCUUUGUGGAGCUCAGUGAGACAUCCAGCAUCCUCCAACAUGCAACACUGCAUUCCCUUGUGCUUUUGGAUGAAUUAGGCCGUGGUACAGCAACGUACGAUGGCACAGCAAUAGCUAGUGCAGUUGUGAAGGAGCUUGCUGAAAAUACCAAGUGCCGCACUCUGUUCUCUACACACUACCAUUCCCUUGUGGAAGAUUUCUCUCAUUCCUCUGCAGUCAGUUUAGGACAUAUGGCUUGUAUGGUUGAGAAUGAAUGUGAAGAUCCAAGCCAGGAAACUAUCACAUUCCUCUAUAAAUUUAUUGAAGGAGCGUGUCCAAAAAGUUAUGGAUUUAAUGCAGCAAGACUAGCAGAUAUUCCUGAAGAAAUAAUUCAAAAAGGUCACAAGAAAGCUGAAGAAUUUGAGAAGACUACCAUUUCCUUGAGACUCUUCAAGGAAAUAUGCUCUUUGCUUGAAGACCCAUAUGUUAACUUCCUCAAGCUACAGCCAGUGCUGAAGAAGAUUGCUGAAAUCUGAACCCAAAUAAAUUGAGGCAUGAUUUAAAAUUGUUCUAAUAAAACUUACUUUAAAAAUAA
Pristis pectinata (smalltooth sawfish) is the source of this 4398-nucleotide messenger RNA. RefSeq names its product mutS homolog 6 (E. coli) (gene msh6). The transcript is spliced from 10 exons. Gene Ontology annotation, cellular component: nucleus; MutSalpha complex. Gene Ontology annotation, biological process: mismatch repair. Gene Ontology annotation, molecular function: ATP binding; ATP-dependent DNA damage sensor activity; mismatched DNA binding. The coding region runs from base 191 to 4339 and encodes 1382 amino acids. Lineage: Eukaryota; Metazoa; Chordata; Chondrichthyes; Rhinopristiformes; Pristidae. The record is from RefSeq and is a predicted model, not a curated record.